Molecule: messenger RNA, 1326 nt
Organism: Chenopodium quinoa (quinoa)
Lineage: Eukaryota; Viridiplantae; Streptophyta; Magnoliopsida; Caryophyllales; Amaranthaceae
Product: aspartic proteinase nepenthesin-2-like
Exons: 3
Coding region: 1-1326 (441 amino acids)
Cellular component (GO): extracellular region
Source: RefSeq, a predicted model, not a curated record
AUGGCUAAUCCAAAAGGUUUAGCUUAUUUUUCACUAAUUACUAUCCUACUUUUCCUAGGUAAUCUUUUUCAAAAUAUCCAUGCUACUAUUAACAACAAUACUACCACCCACAUUCACAGAGGUUUUAGCCUUAGGCUAAUUCAUCGAGACUCUCCUGAGUCACCUUUGUAUAGAGCAAACCUUACAGACGCGACAAGAAGGAAGGAGCACAUUCGAUUGUCCAACCGUAGACUCGAGUCACUUGCAAGACUAGGUAAUAAUAAAAGCAGUGACAAAACUAUAAACCCUAAUGAUGAUGUAGUACGACUACCAAUGAGAAUAGAUGAUUAUAUUCACUAUGUUCAAUUGGGAAUUGGCACAUUUGAUGAUUCUUCAAAAUUUCAAUAUAUUUAUUUAGGAAUUGAUACUGCAAGUGGCUUAAUUUGGACUCAAUGUGAAAAUUGUGUAAAUUGCUUUCAUCAAAUAAUUCCCUAUUAUCCUGCAAGUCAAUCUCAAAGUUAUAGUCAACUCCCUUGCUCCGAGUGUCCUCCUACCGGAGAAUGUGUGGACAAUACUUGUAGGUUGUCGCGGCGGUAUGGAGAUGGUAGCGUCGUUGUCGCCAUUGCGGCUCGUGAAACAUUUUACCUCGAGUCUGACCCUGAUCUUCUAGCCCUGGACGAAGCUAUUUUUGGUUGCGGUAUCGACAUGCAAGGCUUUAGUGAAGGUGAUGAUGAAAACAAUAAGGUUAGUGGAAUAUUUGGAAUGAGUUUAGGCGACUUGGGCUUCAUAAAACAAGCAGAGAGUCUAGUUAAGGGAAAAUUCUCAUAUUGCUUACAAAAGUUUCAAAAAGGCACUGUGCCACCAAUGUACCUUCGAUUUGGAGACGAUGUUAGACCACCCGUAUCAACGCUUAGUACCGUCCCAAUGUUACAAAAUCCAAAACAACCUUCUUACUACUACUUAGACCUCCGCGGCAUUAGGGUAGGUAACAAGGACCUUGUACUUCCUAGUGGCGUGUUUGAUAUUAAGGAAGACGGAAAUGGAGGAUGCAUCAUCGACACAGGCACACCUUAUAGUCGUCUAACCACGGAGGCCUACCGUGUCUUCAAAGAUGAGGUAGCAGCACAUAUCGAAUCUAGUAACACAAAUGUGGUAAGAUUUGAUGAUCCUAGAAUUCAUAACGCAGGUGGUUUUGGCUUACAUUGCUUGACUAUUGGUGAAAGUACACAAGAUGCUGGUAGUUUAAGCAUAUUAGGAUCUGACCACCAAGUAGAUCAUCGUAUAAUAUAUGAUAUUCCAAAUAAGCAACUACAAUUUGGAAACGAGGAUUGCUCCCAAGGUCGUUGA